AUGGGAGAACCUCCAAUCCCCCAUAUGCACCCUCCUCCCCCACUACCCCCACCUUUUCUACAAAAAUCAAACUUGCCCAUGUUAUAUUAUGGCAUCUUCGUCUUAGGAACGGCUGCAACUGUGCUUGUAGUGUACAAUCUCAUCAUUGUAAAAUUAUGCACAGAGUACUAUGGUGGCACUGGCACACGCCUGGGACGUACUGGUGACCUCGAAUCUACCUCGACCCCAAGAUUUUAUAAACAGAAGAAAGCCGUCUUGUCCAGCUUUAAGUACAAGAAAAAUGAAGCAGAUGACUCUGGAUGUGCUGUUUGUCUAUCAGAGUUUGAAGAAGGUGAAGAAAUAAGGCAACUUCCACGGUGCAAGCACUGUUUUCAUGCUCCCUGUAUUGAUAUGUGGCUUUAUUCCCACUUUAACUGUCCACUUUGUCGUUCCCUGGUCGAGCCACCGGUUCUUCGCGGCACAGAUCAAUUAGAGAACUCUCGGGAAGGAUUGCCGGAUCCAGGCAACUUGGUUUAG
Olea europaea var. sylvestris is the source of this 516-nucleotide messenger RNA. Its product is annotated as RING-H2 finger protein ATL52-like. The coding region runs from base 1 to 516 and encodes 171 amino acids. The record is from RefSeq and is a predicted model, not a curated record. Lineage: Eukaryota; Viridiplantae; Streptophyta; Magnoliopsida; Lamiales; Oleaceae. Gene Ontology annotation, biological process: protein ubiquitination. The transcript has a single exon.